AUUGAGACCAAAAUUAUGUCCGUCACACUUGACAACGCUUCAAACAAUGAUGGUGCGGUCGAUGCUUUGAAGGCCAAGUUCUUGUUCCGGAGAGGUAAGGACUUUGAAGGCCAAUAUUUUCAUAUCCGUUGUUGUGCACACAUCCUCAACUUGGUCGUGCAAGAUGGGACAGCGAUCUUAGAUAAUUUGAUAAACAGCUUGAGAGAGACGGUGAAGUACUUCAAGAGGUCACCUUCUCGUCUCCAUGCUUUUGUUGCCACUUGCAAAAGCUUGGGUGUCAAAGUUGGUAAUCAUUUACACUUGGAUUGUAAAACAAGGUGGAGUUCAACCUUUAAGAUGAUUAGCACUGCCCGUGGAUAUAAGGAAGCCUUGACCUCUCAUGCUGGUUCGAAUGCCAACUAUGCUUGGGCGCCGACAAACGCAGAGUGGGACAUGUAUGACCUUAUCUCUCCAUUACUUGAGAGUUUGGCUGAGGUGACAAAAGCAUUUUCAGGAAGCUUAUAUCCCACUUCGAACAUCUUCUACCCAUACAUUGUUGGUGUCAAGCUUGGAAUCAAACAUGCAAUGGCUAGUGACAGUGACCACUACAAGGAAAUGGGUGAAGCAAUGUUGGAGAAGUUUGACAAAUAUUGGGAAGAAAAGAACAAUGCCAUGGUGAUCGCAACCAUCUUUGAUCCUAGCUUUGAUCCUAGGUACAAGAUGGGUUACAUAGAGUGGGCCUUUGGAGAACUAUAUGGAGAAGGAAGUACGAGGUUUAGGACUGAGAUCAAAACUGUGGAGAAAGAGUUGGCAGCCUUGUAUGACAAAUGUGUUGCUCAAAAUAAGCGAGCUGGAAAUGGAGAAAGCUCAUCUUCCUCUACAAACAUUCCUAGUAUCCCGGUUCAAGCUGGGUACGAGUCCUCCUUAUCGUCCCGUUCAACAAGAAUAUCAAAGAGUGAGUUCAGGAACUACUUAGAGGAUGAGGUUGCCCCUCGCAACAAGGCUCUUGAUCUUCUUGGUUGGUGGAAAGAGAAUGCUCCAUGGUACCCAAUGUUGGCCAAGAUAGCCAAGAGGUUCAUUACUAUCCCGGCUACCUCCAUGUCUUCGGAAUCUACCUUCAGCGCGACCGGAAGGAUUUUAGAUGACUAUAGGAGUUCGUUAAAACCGGUUAUGGUGGAGGCAUUAGUUUGUGGUGCAAGUUAUAUCAAGGGUGCUCAUGUUGACUUGAAUCUGGUGCCGAGGGAUGAGAAUGAAGAGGAUGAUGUUGAGAACAUCAAGUUACCCACUGUGGUGGAGGAGAUCAACGAUUGACAUUCAUCAUGUGGAUGUUGAUCUUGCUAUUUUGGAGAUGAAUGUCAAAGUGAUCUUUCUCAUGUGAAGGCUACUUUUGCAUUUCUGUUAUGUUGAAACCUUUCAAGUCAUGAACUAUGAAUUGUCACUGCUA
Triticum dicoccoides is the source of this 1423-nucleotide messenger RNA. RefSeq names its product zinc finger BED domain-containing protein RICESLEEPER 2-like. Bases 16 to 1290 code for a protein of 424 amino acids. Gene Ontology annotation, molecular function: protein dimerization activity; DNA binding. Lineage: Eukaryota; Viridiplantae; Streptophyta; Magnoliopsida; Poales; Poaceae. The transcript has 6 exons. The record is from RefSeq and is a predicted model, not a curated record.